AUGGUCAAUAGGGCCUUUGAGAACUACACACUCGACACAGCCGAUUUCUUCUUCAACUGCUGUGACUGCUGCCCACCUGCUGCGGGGCCCCGCGGGCAGCCAGGGGAGCAGGGACCCCCAGGUCCCAAGGGGGAAAAGGGAGAAUCUGGUCUGCAAGGUCUGCCGGGAUCCCCAGGUUCCCAAGGUCCAAAAGGUUCUAAAGGAGAAAGAGGUAAACAAGGCGAGCGAGGAGUAAGUGGAAAUCCUGGUUAUCCAGGCAAACCUGGGCUGCAAGGUGAAGCUGGAGUAAAAGGCAAUAAGGGCAACUAUGGCUUCCCUGGCCUGAAGGGACAAAAGGGGUCCAAAGGGGACACUUGUGAGAAUGGGACCAAAGGAGAAAAGGGAGACAGAGGGGAUGCUGGAAACCCAGGAGUGGAUGGAGAACAGGGUGACAAAGGUGAAAAGGGAGACACAGGGGAGAAGGGGUAUUGUGGGGAGCCAGGGGGAAAAGGUGCAAAGGGAGAAAGAGGGGAAGGAGGUAUGAAGGGAGAAAAAGGGAGCAAAGGGGAGAUGGGGGUUGAAGGCAUUUCGGGGGUGGAUGGAAAACAAGGAGAAAAGGGUGAGCAAGGAAGUAAAGGUGAAAAAGGGGACCUGGGACCUGCUGGCGUUACAGGACCUUCUGGGCCCAAGGGGGUUGCUGGCAGCAAGGGCGGCAGAGGGGCUCCAGGAAAGAAAGGCUCCCGUGGGGCGAAGGGUGCCCAAGGGGACACUGCAAAGCUCCUGCGAUCGGCAUUCAGCGCUGGCUUGUCCAAGCCCUUCCCUCCACCCAACGUCCCCAUUAGAUUUGACAAGAUCUUGUACAAUGAUCAAGAAGAUUACAACCCUUCUACCGGGAAAUUUAACUGCAGUGUGCCUGGCACAUACGUCUUUGCCUACCACCUGACGGUGAGAGGGCGCCCUGCCCGCGUCAGCCUCGUUGCCCGCAGCAAGAAGGUGGCCAAAGCCCGUGAGACACUCUAUGGCCAGGAGAUUGACCAGGCAUCCUUCCUGACCAUCCUGAAGCUCAGCGUGGGUGACCAGGUGUGGCUGGAGGUUGCACGGGACUGGAAUGGGGUCUACGUCAGUGCUGAGGAUGACAGUGUCUUUACAGGGUUUCUUCUGUAUCCAGAUGUUUUUGACACACUGCUAUAG
Nestor notabilis (Kea) is the source of this 1170-nucleotide messenger RNA. RefSeq names its product otolin 1 (gene OTOL1). The coding region runs from base 1 to 1170 and encodes 389 amino acids. The transcript is spliced from 5 exons. Gene Ontology annotation, molecular function: protein binding. The record is from RefSeq and is a predicted model, not a curated record. NCBI's taxonomy places the organism in Eukaryota, Metazoa, Chordata, Aves, Psittaciformes, Psittacidae.